AUGACAACAAGCAAAGGAGAGGGCGCUCGCGUCUUCUUGCGGCCUCCGAUGGGUAACAAUGCCUUCUAUUCCCGGGAAUAUCUGUCCAUGGCACGGAACUGUGUCAUGAAGGCCUGGCCUACGCCAAGUAACUCACUCAGGCGCGAAGUAGCCCUGACUCUGCUGGCCGACCCAGAACUGCGCUUGCGAAUAUGCCAUCUAGAGGAUAUUCUCCGAGGACGUCAGCUAACCGGUCGUCUGCAGGUGAACGGAUUCACAUCCGGCGGGCCAGUCGGAAACGGCAAGGAAGUACCCCCAGUGCAGCUCCAGACAGCUCUGGCAGACCCUUCGUUUUCAUCUUUGUUCGAACUCGACGCUUCCGUGAAUGAUCCCGAUUGGGGCAUGCAGGUCUUAUGGCUGAACAUGGCGCAACUUCAAAAGGAGCUCGGCCUGCCGUCACCGCCGCCACCGCUGCAACUACCGCCACAACAACAGCUUCCAACCCCGUCGCCAGCAGCGGCGACGCCGGCAGCUGCGGCUCAACCGAGCACGUCCCCCUCAUCCUCCUCCGUUAGUGAAGCACCGUCCCCGGCGGCCGCCGCCGCCAACACUGCCGCCGCCGCCGCCGCCUCCUCUAGUCAUCCGCCGCCGGUUCCUGAUCUUGUGCUGUUGUCCGCCGUCGAGGCGGCCUUUCCCAACUACUCCACCGAUGACGAAGACUAUCUGGCAGUAGCAGCUGGCUUUUGCCUGGUAUCCUGGAGAGAUUCUAAGAGGCUACUUCCUGCUUUGAGUUUGCACAUAACUGACCUAACCGCUCAUUUACGAGCCUGUGCGCUCGGCGACCCGCGCCUCGCGUCUGUACUGCAGCAUGUCGCCGCCGCCGCCGCCGCCGGCUCAAAGCCGCUAGCGACAAAGCUGGCAGAGCUGCUGGCGACGGCGCCGCGAGCGCGCCUAAUCUUCCGACAGAAUGAAUCACUCUCGCGUCGUGGCGAGCGUGUCGUAAGCCUGGCGGCGGAGCAGCUUAUGAGGCUGAAGGGUGGCGGCGACGGCGGCGGCGGCGGCGGCCGGCCGCCGCCGUUGUCCUCAAAUGGCAUGCUGCCGUACGAAUCUUGGCAACGUGCUGGUGCUGUUCCAAUCGGUGGUGCGAUGGCUGCAGCUAGAGGCGCCGGUGACGCUUUACCCGUGUUUUUGUUUGAGUACGAGGCACCUGUUGAUGGGAGCGGCAGGGAUGGCAUGGACAGGCAGGCGACUGCGCGUCGUGUCCAGAACGGCAUGUCUGAAGUACGGCAAGUCAACGUCGCCACCGCCUGCGUCGUUGACGGCACCAGUCCGAAAGCGACUGGCCGGGAUGCUGCCGGGUACCCGUCGGCGACUGCGGCGUCGACGGCGUCAGCACCUGGCGCUGGUGCUGUAGCCGCCAACGCAGCCAGCGGCGCUGCUUGCUCUACAGGGAGUUUACCGCAGCAGCCGUUGCUGCAGCUGCAGCCGCCACGACAGCCGAAAUCGGAGCCGGUGCCGCUGCGCGGAGGUGAUGGGCUUGCGCAAAAUGGCGGCGUCGCAAUGACGUCACUGCCGGCGGUGCCACCCUCGGCGUCCCACGACGGGGGUUACGGCGGCGUCUCCGCCGGAGAGGACCUGUACGGCUUCCGGAGCCUUGGGUUGGGCAUCGGCGCCGCCACUUCCGCUUGGUCAACACCUGCACUGACGGGCUCGUCGCCUCCCAGCAACGGCUUUGGCAUCACGAGGUAUUCUUGGUUCCACAGUAGCAGUGGCGGCGGCGGCGGCGGUGGCGGUGAAGCGAUGCUGCAGCAAACCAUCGCCGCCGCUGCCGCCGCCAACAAUGUGGGCUCCGUGGCAGCGUCCCCCGGCGCCGCAGCUGCUGACCUACAUGUGCCGCAGGAGAUCGCCGAGGUUUGGUCGAACUCCGCCAUUGGAACGCGUCGGAGCUCCGUUACAGCGUCGCUCAACGGCGGCGGCGGCGGCGGGCUGUCGGCACAGCCGGCGGAUGGCCUGGGCGGCGCAAGUGGCGUGUUUGCCAUGUCGCCAACACACGAGAGUUCCUUAAUGGACCAACUUGCGGCUCGCGCUGCCGCCACCAAGCCGUUCACCUCUGCCGUUGGGCGCAGCUCAGGAACCACUUCCGCCACGGCAGACCCGGGUUUCCUGGGCCUUGGCGGCGGAUUCGGCCUGGGCGGCUACGCCGCCGCUGGCGCCGCUGCCAGCCUAGGCGUCGGCGCUGGCCUUGGCGUCAGCACACCCUUUGUCGUUGGGUCCGCGCCAACAUUGUCCAUGGCGACAUUCACCAACGGCAGCACGGCGGCGGCGGCGGCCGCGGCGACGGUGGCCGCGAUGGGCGGCGGCUUGGUGAUGGGAAGCAUUGGCCACGGAGGCAGCGGCGCCGCUGGCCUUGGCGGCGGCGGCUGCUUUGGUUCCGGAGCCUUACCGAUGGAGUACGCGUCGUGGCACUCUUCGUCUGCAGAUCUGUCCAGCUCCGUUGGCGGCCGUAGUGCACCCGCGGACCAUGCCGCCGCUGCCCUGGAUUCAUGGAUGUUGUCGUACGGCGCUCGCCUCAACAUUGGCGGAGACGGCGGUUCCGCCGCCAUCGCUGCCGCUGGCAGCCGCGGGGCCGGUAUGACCAUGCUGGGGCCUGCCGCCGCUGGCGGCGGUAGCAGCAGCGCCGCCGCCGCCGCCGCCGCCGCCGCCGCGGCCGCAGCGGGAGGACAUAACGGCCGCGUCGGCGCCGCCGCACCGCAGCGACGUGCCGUGGGCCAAUCGCCCAGUGUGAGUGAGGCGAGUGAGGAAGCUGCGAGUGUGGCCGGCGGCUUGGAUCUGGAUCCUGGUGCAUUGACGCUGGAGGCAGAGGACUUUGACGACGGUGUACUGCACCAGCUGACCCUCAAAAAAAGCGAGGAGGAAGCUGUCGGUGCGCUCCGUACAUUGGCGAGUGAGAAUCUGUCCGGCAUUCAGCAUAUGGCCGCCUACAUCAACCACAUAAUCAAGAACUACCACCUGACUGUGGGAACACCCGGUGCAGCUGCAGGUGGAACCACGGCCGCGUCGUUACCCUCAGCAACCGUGCGGGCCAAUAGCACUCCCGUGUCGUCCAAGGCCAUUCUCCAGAAGCUCCCUCUCCGAGUGUAUAAACGGCUUGAGGAGGUGAUCAGUCGGUGCUCCUUCAUGGAGUGGAAACACUUCGAUGCGGGCGUCGUCAAGGUAAUGGCGCAGCUGGCGGAGAUCGGCGAGGAGGACGUGUUCGAGGAGCUGGAGCUCUUGCAGUCAACGGAUCUCUCUAAUGUUGAAUACAUGCCGGCCUACCUGAACAAACGACUAAACAACCGAUUGUGGUCGCGACGCAAGAUGCUGACGUCAGCAGCUGCAGCAGCGGUUGGAGGUCCGUAA
This is a messenger RNA of Volvox carteri f. nagariensis, 3378 nucleotides long. RefSeq lists its product as uncharacterized. The transcript is spliced from 9 exons. Bases 1 to 3378 code for a protein of 1125 amino acids. The record is from RefSeq and is a predicted model, not a curated record. NCBI's taxonomy places the organism in Eukaryota, Viridiplantae, Chlorophyta, Chlorophyceae, Chlamydomonadales, Volvocaceae.